Parasteatoda tepidariorum (common house spider) is the source of this 387-nucleotide messenger RNA. RefSeq names its product unc-45 myosin chaperone (gene unc-45). The record is from RefSeq and is a predicted model, not a curated record. Gene Ontology annotation, molecular function: Hsp90 protein binding. Gene Ontology annotation, cellular component: cytoplasm. Lineage: Eukaryota; Metazoa; Arthropoda; Arachnida; Araneae; Theridiidae.
GGUUAUAUUGUCUUCUUGAAGUUAGCAGUGAGUUACCAGAAAUGAAACAUGAAAGUGGCAUGAAUAUAACAGGUCGUACUUUAACUCAUGUUGCUGUAACCUUGGAGCGCAUUUAUUAUUGCAUGGAUUCUGAUAAAAGCAGAGAAGAGUACAGAAACAAAGUAAUGGAAUUCAUUAAUGAUAAAUUAAGAGCGCCAGAUAUUGAAAGCAAAGUUCGUGCUACAACCACUAUAACUGUUCUUCUUCAGGGGCCCUUAGAGGUAGGGAAUUUUUGUCUAGCUCAAAAAGGCAUUGUUGAAAUGAUGCUUGUUAUGGCUUCAUGUGAUGAUGAGCUUCAACAGGUAUGUUACCAUACUCUUACAUAACUUGUUACUAUUUUGAUUAAAA